CGAUCCCGUCAUAUGACGCAUUGAAGCCAAGCCCUCAUCUUUUACAGUGCUUGGCUACCUUUUCGCCGUCGCCAAGAACGACCGGCACAAGAUUAGGGGAAAUAUAGAGAAGAGAAUCAUCUUCAACGGAAGAGGUGGAGGAAUUGUUCAUAGGUGAUGUAACGAUUCGCGAACGUGAGUUACUCUGGAAUAAAUCCAAGGUUUUGCUUUUGAAAAGGUUUUCACUUUUGGACUAAAGGAUAUAUUUCGAUACGUGAUUUUGUUUUACUUUAUUGAUCAAACCUGGAUUACAAUAACUGCACCCCGGAUAUGAAGAAUUCCAAAAAAGAAAAGACGUAGUUUAAUGAUGGAGGUGAAUCCUAAUUAGAUACAGAAAAUGAAAUGUGACAUGAGAUAUAACAUCCAUUUGGAUCCACAAACCAUGUCGGUACAUCGGGCAAUCUGCGGAGGGUAAGGAAUAAUUGAUAAAAAAGAAGAAGGGAAUCGGUCAAAAUCUGGAGCGGAAAAGUAGGAGACAGACUAUUUUUCUACUCGGUGAGACUCGGGAUCAAAAACUGAAUUCCCUAAGGAGAGUCUCAGAAACGGCCUCCAUGUUCCUCCACAGAGCUAUGAGUAGCAGGAAGGAGCUUUAGACGAAAGUGGAGUGGCAUAUUCAAGAGCUUUUAGUUCCGAAAAAAAGAGGCAUGGGAAACCUAAAAUUGACCUCUGAACUACAGUAUUACAGGCUGUGGAUCUACUCAUGCAACCUAGUACUACUCGUAAGCGUGGUGGCCUUUGUAUCAAUAGCUGCAUGGAUUAUCUCUGACUUCCGAAUGUCGCUCUUUCCCUCCAUCGAUCUCCGCCACCCUAGCCUGCUCUAUGGCUACCUAGCCCUCGCUCUUCAGGGAGGCAUCUUGCAGGCAAUCGGCUGCAUCGGGGCCAUCCGCAUGAACGAGCGCCUCCUCAACGUCUACUGGACCCUCAUGCUGAUUCUCCUGUUCGGCGACGUCGUCUUGGGAGUAGUCUGGCUCUUCCGUUUCCACAACAUCUCCAGCCACCUCAGAGAAGAGCUAAGAACACGACUGACGGAGAAAUUUGGCGUCGACGCCGAGUUCCAACUCCUGUGGGAUCGCAUCCAAACGGAAACGGAAUGCUGCGGCGUGGACGGACCACAGGACUUCAUCGACAGUGAGUGGUUAAAAAAGGACAGGCAGGAAUAUCCCCAGCACCAUCAGAUGGUGCCCAGAAGCUGCUGCAAAAUGCAGCAAAGGUCCUCCAGUUACCACGAGCCCGAACCUCUGAAUAUAUCCUGUGUGGAAACGGACAGAAGUCCGGGUUUCAUUCACCUUACCGGUUGCUACGAUUCGGUCCACAGGUGGCUUCAGCAUGCGGCUGAUCUUCUUUGUGUACUCGGUUUCUGCGUUAUAGCAUUCCUCAAGCUUUGUUUUGUCGGCAUUCUUCGUUAUGAGAUAAGGGAAAUGAUACAAAAAAUCAGGGUCUUGCGCGAUAUGAGCGAGUCACCCGGACUUAUGGACCCGACGGGACCUGCCAGUCUCCUUCCGGGUCCGGCCAUGGCCGCCAAAUUCCGGCGCCAAAGAAGCAGUACCGUCGAACAGAAGCAACCUCCCAAUGGUAACAACAAUGACGCAGACCCUGUUUCGUCCCCUGCGAAGAAAAGUUCGAGCCCUGUGUGAGACUUUAUUCUGAUGAGUACCUAACAAAGUAUCUAUCAUUAUAAGAAAAUAUAUUAUCUAUAAAUAAGAGGGAAGCUCCCUCUGAGCCUACGAUGAUCCAAUUUUCAGGUCAUUGGAAACAACAUUAGUGAGAAGACACCGUUAUAUAGUCUAUAUAACUUUGCAUUCAUGUAAAUAAUGAAUACACUACACACAGAGGAAGAGAGCAUUCAGAGUUUUAUUCAUACAGGUGCAAUUUAUUGAAUUCCUCUUUUUAUGAAUGAGCUUCAAAAAACUGUUAAGUUAUAAAAUCAUCCCCCCCCCUACAUAACUUAUAACUGCGCAUUCCAUGUAGGGAAAGGGGUAAAACAGCUCGCUGUUUUGUCUUAAGAAUAUUUUCACAAUAGUAGGACACAUGAUGAAACAGUUCGUGGCGACCUAUUUUUGGACUCAUCCGUUUCAGGGGGCCGUAAAAAAAUUAACAAAUUAUUAUUGAAGCCAGUGAGGUUUUAUUAAGUGGGGUAAUAGGUACUACUACAACUGUGUAAUAGGUAUCUAAUAUACUAAUUUAAGUACAGUGGUUAUAGGCUUUUUACGGCUUCCGAAAUAGAUAAGUACCCGUACUUUCACAAUAUUUUUCGUAACAAUAAUUAAUUUCAAUAAUUAAGUAAAAAAUUAUUAAAAUUAAAAAAAGCCAUAACCGAAAAUGAUUUAUUUAACGUUAAUAUCAUUAUAAAUCACAUGGCGUGAAAAAGAGGAAUUAAAACACGUACGUUUAGAUUUUAAAUAGAGUCAAUUCUUGAUUAUCCAGGCAUGUAUUAACGAGGGCAAACGUGAGGUAGAUUAUUGAAUGGAUUAGUUAGAAAGACUUUAAAACAAAUGAUAUAAUGAAGCUUUCUUAAUCCGAUUACCUAUCUUAUUGGUGCUAUUAAAAA
Parasteatoda tepidariorum (common house spider) is the source of this 2587-nucleotide messenger RNA. Its product is annotated as tetraspanin-4. NCBI's taxonomy places the organism in Eukaryota, Metazoa, Arthropoda, Arachnida, Araneae, Theridiidae. Gene Ontology annotation, cellular component: plasma membrane. The record is from RefSeq and is a predicted model, not a curated record.